UUUUUAAGAGAGAAAAAAUUACUUCCACUUUAGUCCGUAACAGAGACUGGGAAUAUCUUCAUCGGAACGCCUCCAUUUUCAGUCUGUAGAGAGAGAAAUCUCUGAAUUUUCUAGAGAGAGAAAACUCAUUGACGCAGACGUUGCUUUUCUUUUUUAGGGUUAGGGUUAGGGUUGGGGUUUUAAUUUUUAAACCAUCAACUCGGAACAAAGAAGCUUACACUAUGAAGCAGAUGAUCCAGACUCAUCGUUUUGGUUGCUCUUUCGUUCUCGGGAAUUUCUUGCUUCUUCUGUAAGUUUCUCUUGUUUGCUCUUGUUUUCUAUCCAGGGAUUAUCUUUCUUUUCAUUUGCACGGGCGACGAUGCUUCACGCUCGGGUUCAAUUCUCGGGUGUUUGAAUACAGAGGCUUAAAGGAAAGCUCUUUUCCCGUGGUUUUGUUUCAUUUAUCUGCGAAAAAUUUCGCGUUUGAGGUAGCCGUUGAAGGUGAUAGCAGAGUCUUGGUUCACUCCUGAAUGGUUAAUUUGGAGGAGAGCGUGAAAACAGUUGGAAAGAUUGGGUUCUUGCUUGGUGAUUGUGGAGAAAUGUCUACGGAGGGCUGACGAUCAUUAAUAAUCAGAGAAUAGAUAUUGAAAUGAGGAACUCGGGCAUAAUCUGAGGUUGCAGCAUGAGUUGCAGCGAGAGUAAUACAGGAGGAGAACAAGGGGAAAUUGAGGAAUCGAUUAUAAGAAAUUCCGUUGAGGUCGACCCAAAAUCUUUCACCCAGAAUGGGUCGAUUAUGGCCCCCCAGUUAACAAUUGAUGAGAAUCUUCUUGUUGAUCCAAAAUUAAUUUUUAUCGGAUCGAAAGUUGGUGAAGGAGCACAUGGGAAAGUUUAUGAAGGAAGGUAUGGUGAUCAAAUUGUUGCUAUCAAAGUUCUCCACCGUGGAAGCACUUCAGAAGAAAGAGCUGCACUUGAGGGACGUUUUGCCCGGGAAGUUAAUAUGAUGUCAAGAGUAAAACAUGAGAAUCUUGUCAAGUUUAUUGGAGCUUGUAAGGAUCCUUUAAUGGUGAUAGUUACAGAGCUAUUACCAGGUAUGUCACUUCGGAAGUAUUUAACCAGUAUUCGUCCAAAACGGAUGGACAUUCAUGUUGCAUUAAGUUUUGCUCUUGACAUUGCUCGAGCCAUGGAGUGUUUGCAUGCCAAUGGGAUUAUACAUAGAGAUCUUAAACCUGACAAUUUGUUGCUUACGGCCAAUCAGAAAUCUGUAAAGCUUGCAGAUUUUGGUCUUGCAAGGGAAGAAUCUGUGACUGAGAUGAUGACCGCAGAAACUGGGACAUACCGUUGGAUGGCUCCCGAGCUGUACAGCACUGUGACAUUGCGUCAGGGUGAGAAGAAGCAUUAUAAUAACAAGGUUGAUGUCUACAGCUUUGGGAUUGUCUUCUGGGAAUUAUUGACCAAUCGCAUGCCAUUUGAAGGCAUGUCAAAUUUGCAGGCCGCUUAUGCUGCUGCAUUUAAGCAAGAGCGCCCUAGUCUUCCAGAAGACAUAUCCCCUGAUCUUGCAUUUAUCAUACAAUCUUGUUGGGUUGAGGACCCUAACAUGCGACCCAGCUUCAGCCAGAUCAUCCGCAUGCUGAACACAUUUCAUUUCAAAGUCACACCACCUCCAUCAUCAUUACUAGAAGAAUCUGACACCAAUGGAGCAGCAAUGUCUAGCAAUGGUACCAUGACCGAGUUGUCCGCACGUACGAGAGGGAAGUUUUCUUUCCUUCGCCAACUUUUUGCUGCAAAGAGGACAAGGAAUUCACAGUGAGCUGGUAAAUUUUUGAAAUUUUUUUUCUUUUUGUUCCAACUCAAAAGGGAAAUGGCAUGCAAUGGUAGAUAUCAUCAUAUUUUUAGUGAAUCUUAAUUGCGUAUGAAAUGAUGAUUAUUAAAGUACGGAAAAUGUUGGAAAUAAAUGGUGUUAAUGGGAGAACACAUUGGAAAUUAAGAAGCAAAAUAGAGGACUUGACCUUGUUGUAAAGGUGAGACAUGGUUUUAGAUGUUUUGUUCAUAUCAGUGUUAUCCUUUUGAAGGUGCA
This is a messenger RNA of Vitis vinifera (wine grape), 2053 nucleotides long. RefSeq names its product serine/threonine-protein kinase STY13. Bases 662 to 1786 code for a protein of 374 amino acids. Gene Ontology annotation, biological process: protein phosphorylation. The record is from RefSeq and is a predicted model, not a curated record. Gene Ontology annotation, molecular function: protein kinase activity; ATP binding. The transcript has 6 exons. Lineage: Eukaryota; Viridiplantae; Streptophyta; Magnoliopsida; Vitales; Vitaceae.